Messenger RNA from Chanos chanos (milkfish), 2470 nucleotides. It is a transcript of the gene sigirr, whose product is annotated as single immunoglobulin and toll-interleukin 1 receptor (TIR) domain. Gene Ontology annotation, biological process: signal transduction. NCBI's taxonomy places the organism in Eukaryota, Metazoa, Chordata, Actinopteri, Gonorynchiformes, Chanidae. The record is from RefSeq and is a predicted model, not a curated record. Bases 157 to 1458 code for a protein of 433 amino acids. The transcript has 9 exons.
GCGACCGACGUCUACCUUCCGCCUUUAAUUUACACUGCCAAGCGACCAAGUCCACAAGUCACGGUUGUCGGCAUCUGACAUUUGGUUUCUGGCAAUUCUGGUACUGUAAACCUGGACGAAGAGGUGGAAGACAAAUUGAAGCGGUACUACUGUAAAAUGGGAACUGGUCAGAUGCGCGUUUCGUGGAUUUGUCUAAUAGUUUGGAGCCACGUUUCUGUCACAGGCGGGGAUUUGUUGUGUAGCAGAGUUCCAGAGUUUACACCUGUUGGAGGAGAGAGAGAUGUGUGGGCGGGUCCGGGGUCCAGUGUGUCCUUAACCUGCAGUGCUGUUCUCGGCUGGAACUCCAGCCAACCAGACUGUAAUUCCAACCUGACAUGGAGCAAAGACGACCUGCUGCUGUCCAACCUCACUGGGUACCCACAGAACACCAGUUUUCAGUUUCCUGGUGAUAACCAGGCGAUAGUGACCAGCGUCCUGACUGUGAGUCUGAGAGAGCCUGGUGACUUCGGCCUUUAUUCCUGUCAUGUGAGGAACGCCAGCGUGAGCUUCAGCGUGCAGAGAAUCAGCUCUCCCAGUCACACAGGGGCAGUGAUAGCCGCCGUGGUUUUGGUGUUGACACUUGCUCUGGCCGCUGUGGUUUACACCAAAUGCCGUCUCCAUUUCAAGCUGUGGUACAAGACUAAAUACGGAGACUAUGAGAUGAACGACGGCAAAACGUACGACGCUUACGUCUCCUAUGUGAACAACGACAACGACAGGAAGUUUGUCAACUUCAUUCUGAAACCUCAUCUUGAGAACAAAUACGGUCAGAAACUUCUUCUCAACGACACGGACAUCUUACCUGGAGCAGAGCCUUCUGCUGAGUUGCUGAUGAACAUUAGCCGAUGUCGUCGGCUCAUCGUGGUGCUGUCUGAGGCUUACCUGGAGCAGGAGUGGUGUACCUCCAAUUUCAGGCAGGGUCUGUGGCAUCUGCUGGAGCUGACUCAGAAGCCCAUCUUCAUCACCUUCCUCACCCAGCAGAAACACAUGAGUCUGGACGUCGCCCAUCAGCUCAGGGAACACCAGCCUCGUAUCACCACCCUCAUCUGGAAACAGCACUCCAUGACCCCGUCCUCCUCAUUUUGGAAAGAGCUGGCUCUGGCCAUGCCCCGUAAAGUGGUGCUCCACUCUCAGUCAUCAGCCGGAGACCCACAGACCCUUCUCCAGGAGGAUGAUGAUCCAAUGCUCACACAACAGCCCGACUACCUGGACUGCAGGCCGGACCCCGACCCCGCCGGUGACCUGGGGUUGAGGCUGCCUGUCUACAGGGGUCUGAGCUCCAAGGCUCCGGUCUUGCCUGCUGCACCUGAGCCAGUGUCCGAACCCAAACCCCCAGAGAUCGACGUGUCUGACCUGGGCUCACGGAACUACGCCGCCCGCACUGACUUCUACUGCCUGGUCACUGAGGACGACAUAUAGGCCACAGAGACGCACUCUAACCCCCCUCUGAUUUGCCCCGAAUUCACCUGUAUUGAGAGGUUAUGUCACCCUGGUCCCUUAGGGCCGGAAAUCCUUCCUGUUUCUCAUCUCUGACUCUUUAUGAAGGACCCAAUUUUUACCUGAACGUCAGAUCUGUUGCACGACCCAAUCAGUUAGUUGUUGUUUGGAACAGAAACCAGCACUAUUUCAGAACUGGAGGGCCUUGAUCCUGGUCCAAGAUCCUCUCAUAUUGUCCAGGACUCGGAGGACAGGAUAAGGAAUUAGGAAACUAAUUUGGGUAAAUUUGGAUAUCUAAUUUGGAUAUUCGUACUUUGACUGUUUAAAUGUAUCCCAAGUCCUUUAUCAUGUCAGUUAUACCUACACAGUCAGUAUGUGAACCAGAGACAGGGACCAGAGGGCAGAACAAGGUGAUGGAACUUGACCUCAGCAUUCCUUCUACUGCAUCUUCACUCCGACCUCACAGGUUAACACUCAUCUCUCUUCUCCGCUGUCUGCCACUCCAUAUAGACACACUGCAUCAAGACAGUGGGAGAGAAUAGAGUGUAAAGCAUUCAAAAAACGAUUUUAAGGUCAGAGUUCGUCCUCUAGUGCCAUCCCUAGUCUCAUUUGUUGAGUCUGUGCUCUGAGAUCUAAGUGAUGCUCUGUGUAUUCUCUGUGGAAAGCAUUGAUUACCUUGACUGUAUGUGCCACGUCACGUUAAGUGUCAGUGGGGAAUUUAAUAACGGCAGACAAGACUGUUAAAGGUCAACGACAAGUCAGAACAGUUUGAAACACAUAAUGUAGUUUUAGAAAAGAUAGGAGACUGGAGUCAGUCUUCCGAGAGGAUGAUAAGCCUUCUUCUCCUGCUCUGGACAGAGGAAUGUGUAGAUAAAGUUCUGCAGAGAGCCGAUAUGAUCCUUGCGCUGAUGUCACGUUACCAAAGAUUUUAUUUUACUUUGUUAGAUAAAAUCAGUUUGUGCAGGUUUUUUUUUUUUUUUAUUUAAUUUUUUUU